ACUCUGCGGCUGCAUGCUUUAUGUCUGGCUGUUAUGUUAGAGGGAGAUUGCACUGAGCUUUUAGAGUCAAGGUAUUUGGUUUAUGCAUGACAGUUCUGACUUCUGCUAUGUGUUAGGCAAUCCAGACAGUUACAUUAGAAAGCCGAGCCUCUUCACAACAGCUGUUCUGCACAGAAACAGCAUGAAAGCAUAGACACAGACUUCAAAACAGGACAGCUCAACAGUAGACAUGGACUUUCCAAAGCAUUCCAUUCUGCAGGCUUUCUGUGUGAUGCUCUUGGCAUGGAUGUUGGUGCGUUGCCAGACCCCUAUCGAGCCCGAGGAAGAAGAGGAGGAAGAGGUGGUAAAGGAGGCUGACAAUGCAACGCUGGCAACAACUGAAUGUCCAUCGGAAUGCAGCUGCACAGCAGACGGAUCAGUGGACUGUGCUGGAGUUGACCUUACAGAGUUCCCAGAAGAACUGCCUGAUAAGAUCCGCCGUCUUUCUCUGCAGAACAACAAAAUCAAGGAAAUAACAGUGGAGCACAUUUCCCAUCUGCAUCAGCUCGAGACGCUCAACCUCCAGAACAACUGGCUUACCACAGAGGGCCUUGAAGAUGAAGGUUUUGAGAUGCUCGAAGAGCUGGCUUAUUUAUACCUGGCAAACAACAAGCUCACCUCUGCACCGAGAGUCCUGCCAUCAUCUUUGGUCAGUGCUGAUUUUGCUGCUAAUCAGCUUUCAAGAAUCUACCCAUACACAUUUGGUCAUAAACCAAAACUGAGGUCUGUGUAUCUCCAUAACAACAAGCUGACAGAUGAGGGACUUCCUGAUCACAUGUUCAAUGCUUCUGACACUCUGGAGAUCCUCACCAUUUCCAGUAACUUUCUGAGGGUUGUUCCCAACAAUCUGCCAUCCAGUCUUCUCCGCCUUCAUCUGAAGAGUAACAGGGUGGAGAAAAUCCCAAAAGGGGCCUUUGAGGAUUUGCGAAACCUUAGAGAACUUUAUCUCCAGAACAACCUUCUCACCAAUGAUGGGAUUGACAAUGAGACUUUCAGCCAACUGAGCAGCCUUGAGUAUCUUGAUUUGUCAAAUAACAACCUGAGCGUUGUCCCCAAGGGUUUGCCUCGCAACAUAGUGCUGCUGCACCUGGAGAAGAACACCAUCCGCAGCAUCCCUGGAGAUGCUCUCACCUCUGUACGCAACCUUGAAUACCUGCUUCUCCACAAUAACAAGCUGCGCUCCCGCUCUAUUCACCCAAUGGCCUUCCAGGGCUUGAAGAAGCUGCACACUCUUCAUUUGUACAAUAAUUUGCUGGAACGAGUUCCCAGGGGCCUACCUCGACGAGCUAAGACCCUCAUGCUACUCCACAACUUGAUUUCUGAAAUUGGCCGCAAUGACCUGUCCUUGCUGUAUACGCUAACGGAGCUAAAUCUGAGCUACAACAAACUGACCAACCCCAAUAUUCACCGUGAUGCUUUCAGAAAGUUGCGUAUACUGGAAACUCUGGACCUAUCUGGGAAUGCUCUUCAUUCAGUGCCCCUAGGUCUUCCUCAUAGCCUGCAGGUUCUAGAAAUCAAGAACAACCAGCUCAGUUUGAUACCAGAUGGAGCCCUGACAGGAAUGCAGAAGCUGCAAAAGUUGAUCCUGAGUGACAACAAAUUAAAGCUCAACUCAGUCUACCAAGGAGCCUGGAUGGAGCUAAGUGCGCUCACAACACUAGACCUUUCUGGAAACCAGCUAACACACAUUCCAUCUGACCUUCCUGAGUCUCUGGAGUACCUUUUCCUGCAAAGCAACCGAAUCUCCACUGUUCCAGCUUCGGCUUUUGAAGGCACACCAAACAUUAAAGGCAUCUUUCUUCGGUUUAACCGGCUGUCUGUGGACUCCAUAGAUGAGAGCUCUUUUGCUCACCUCAUCAACUUGCAAGUGCUGGACUUUGGGACAGGAAACACAGAACUGUCCUUAAAAACAGAUGAGAAGGAAGGUGGGGAGACGAUGGAGCAGGAAACAUAGAUUAAAGCACUGCACAUUACAGAGGACAGAACAGACUUUCUAAAGGGACUGAACCUGUGAAGGAUUUUUCUUUUCUAAUAUCUUACAUCAUUUUCAGAUGCAGAGCCACAUUUAUCUGGUGCAGGAUACCAGACAAAAUUUCAUUUUGUGGAACCGUUGGUAUUGCAAAUGUUUAAAUUGAAACUUUAAAAUUUUGUUUUGAUUGUUCAUAUGCAAUCUGUGUUUUUUGUUCUUAAACAAACAGAAAAACAAACAAACCAUAAAGUCUCAAAAGCCAAAUGCAGAUUCUCCUACAAACAUGUCUGAAUCAGCACCAACCAUGGGGGGAGCAUGACAAAGGACAAAGUCACUUCCUGCUUUCCUAUUGAUCUUUAAACCAUUCUGAAAAGGGCUGCCCUGUCCGCCAUUUUACCAAUGCAAUCUCCUAGGAUUUGUUUAAACAAAUAAUGGAAGCCAAGCACUCAUUCUGACACUGAAACCACAGAAACCACGGUAACAGUUGAAGCAAACAGAAGUUCGGGACAUAGAGUCAUGUUUUUGUUCUUGGAUGUUUUACAUAACUUAUUACAGACUAACACAGGCUCAAAAGCAUUUGGUUGUCAUGUUGUUAUUCUGCAAUUUAUAAAAAUGUUUAAGAGGUUAGAUGAUGUUAAAUUUUAUGAAGACAGAUUUUCCAUAAACUAUCAAGCAAGAUUUUUAGUGGUUCAGUAGUAGCUUUUCUUUGUAUGUACAAACUUUAUACAUUCUGCCAGGAUUUUUCUUUCUUGGAAGAAAUACUAAGUUCUGGUGUCUGGUUCAAUUUCUCCCUUUUAAAGUUUGUGUGAUCAGUAGGUGGAACAUAUUCUCAAUAAGUUUCAGUCCAUGGUUCCAAUCUCUUACUUUUAAGCCAGCACGUGUGUUUUGCUGGAAGUUGCAAAUUAGGGAUGUUACAAUACACAUAAAUCAUGGUUUGGCAGGAACCUCUGUUUUGGAGUCACAGUCUGAUAUGGAUUUGGUAGCAAAGGAAAAAUAAAACCAAACCCAAAUGCAAGAUUUCAUUUCACUUAUUUAAAACAGAAACAAACCUUCACAAAUACAGAGAGAGAAAAAAACAACACACCUCUUGCUACUUCUAAGGUGGCUGGUUAUGUGCAACAAGGAAGGAUGUUUUGUUCACUGUAACAUUAUAACCAUUUCAACAGAUGUCAACCAAACUGAUGUAAACAGUACCCUACAGGCUCUCUCAAACAAAACAUUUGAUUAAGUUCAAAACUGAAUGGUAUCUCUUUUCUUUUAAGAAAUAGUACAAAAUAAUUUAUGACAAGUAUUUUUUUGAGGUUAAGCUAACCUUAUCCUAGUACCAAAUAAAAAGCCAUAUGGAACUGAAUAGCUUCUCCUAGUCUGAAAAUAUUUUCAAGUAGCCCAUUAAAAACAAGCAAAAGGGUUCCUGGUUGUCGAUAAUAAUAAUUAUGAGUCACUCAUGCACUGCUAUGGUGGAGAGUUGUUUCUAAACUAUCUCCAUCUGGUAACUGAUGCAAAACAAUCAAAACUGUGCACAUCCUCUUCUGGAUGACAGUGGUAAUCGCCUUUGAGAGACGCAUUCUUCAGCAUACCAGAAGCCUUUAUUAGAGUUUGUAAUUUCCCUCCAAAGAUCCUCAACACAUAGUAAAAAUGAUCAAAUGUCACAAUAAAGAUUUUACCAGGGAAUACAUUUCUUAUUGGAUUAAAGAUUCUGUUUCAGCACUGAUCUGAAGUCAGAAAGUGCUCUUGUGUGUCACACUAGAUGCAGUCCAGUGACUCAUGUCUUAGUAGGUCAAUGCUUAAUAGUCAUCAAUAAUAAACUCUGCAUGUUAUUAUUAUUCCUAUCAUUAUGUUGUCAUAUUAGUUCAUGGCGCUGCUGCUCCUUUAUGCCCCAGCCACUGAGUUAUUAAAUAUGUUCAAUCAAAUUAAAAUGCUUAUCCUAUAACCUUCACUAUGUUGCUAUGAACAGUGUCAUUUUAACAUAUAGGAGCAUUGUAUUGUCACAUAAAGUGUUACAUUCACUCAAAGAAAGCAAUAAAUUAUUAAAAAAUAUAAAAA
Molecule: messenger RNA, 4051 nt
Organism: Fundulus heteroclitus (mummichog)
Lineage: Eukaryota; Metazoa; Chordata; Actinopteri; Cyprinodontiformes; Fundulidae
Gene: podn
Product: podocan
Exons: 11
Coding region: 230-1993 (587 amino acids)
Molecular function (GO): protein binding
Source: RefSeq, a predicted model, not a curated record